Messenger RNA from Leptomonas pyrrhocoris, 1302 nucleotides. RefSeq lists its product as hypothetical. The coding region runs from base 1 to 1302 and encodes 433 amino acids. The transcript has a single exon. The record is from RefSeq and is a predicted model, not a curated record. NCBI's taxonomy places the organism in Eukaryota, Euglenozoa, Kinetoplastea, Trypanosomatida, Trypanosomatidae.
AUGGAGGUGCUGCAAUUCGUCCUGACGGCUCAUCGCACGGCGAUUCACUUUCUUCGUCGUCGUGCAGCGGAGGUGAACGCGACCGAAGAGGGGGCGGAAGGAGAGGCGGUGAUGGCGUCGUCCAACUGUGUGUUGGCAGAGGCGGCGUCGGUGAUCAGCGAGCUAUCUUAUGCCCGCGCUGCCUCUCAUCAGCGCGGAAGACGAUCUGACUCAUCUAGUCCUCAGUGCCCACAGCACUCCUCCUCUAUCAGCGCUGCGGAGUCCCUCACGCAAGUGCUCAGCACGAACCUGUACACCAUCAGCACCUUGCUGGAAGCCUUCGACGACGGCGAGAGCGUUGCGUCGUCUUCCUCGGGCCGUCGCGCCGCCCUGACGGCCCUCUCUGAUGUCGUUUUCCCACCGCUCUUUUACCUCAUCACGCAGACGUUGGAUUUGGCGGCGGCGGCGUUGCCGUACGCGACACCGCCGCCUUGCUGCAGACCGUCGCGCACCCCCUCCAUGCUGUGUGUUCUCCAGCAGGAGGGCUCGCACGUGCUUUCCUGCCUACUGCGCAUCAACGACGUCCCGCAACACAACAGCCAUCAUCUGCACUGCGAUGCGGAAGCGGCGUGUGCGAGUUCGAGCGCAACUCCGGGAUGUCGCUGGGUGGUCACGCACCACGUCCUGCGACGGCUGCGACCUCUCCUGUUUACGGCGCUUCCGCAUCACCGCCACCAACACAACUUAAUCAGCAACAACCGCACGUCCCAGACAGAGACGGCGUUUUUCGGUGCCGCGUGCGAUCGCACCGAUACGGAGAUCGUGACGUGGGUGGCGAAGCAGCUUCACCGGUACGCCGCUGCCGAACGGGAGCAGCUGCAUCCCGGCGACGGCCUGUUCGAGACAGACAACGCCUGUGCACUGCAUGCGCACGCACUAUCGCUGCAACCUUCACACUCGCCCACCAUGUCACCCUCGAGGGCGUACGAGAGCCUUGAGGCUGCUUGCUUGACGGAGGUGCUGCGUCUCCUACUUCAGCGCUUCAUCGCGGCGGCGCGUUCAUCCACCUGCGUGGAGUCCGCAUCAACGGCGGUAGCAGACACAGAAACUCGUCCAUCGACGCUGGGGACGACGGCUUCGUUUGCCCACGAGGAGAGGUAUGGGACGGUUUCUUCGGUGUUCCUUGCGGAAUACGCGAAUGCUCUCGCUCCUGCAGCGGCGCGACUACAAAGCUCAGACGUUUGGGACUCGCUGCCGUCGUCUCUGCGUGGGACGGUGGAGGAGCUGCAAACGCAGCUGCGACGUUUUGGGGUCGAUGUGUGA